This is a messenger RNA of Pelobates cultripes (western spadefoot toad), 7434 nucleotides long. Lineage: Eukaryota; Metazoa; Chordata; Amphibia; Anura; Pelobatidae. The record is from the annotation of a GenBank genome assembly.
AUGAUAGUAAAUGGAGGCAAGGUAGGAGAGAGAGAUAGAGCUGAGGGAGGGAGAGAUCUCAGAUUUUGAUCCAUGAAUCUCCUCUCUCUCUUAGUAUCGCCCUGCAGAUAAACUGCUACGAUGCUCUGCAAAAGAGGAAGCCGGAGGAGCAGCCCUGGUGUCAGAAGUCUCUCAAACACAAAUUCCAGGAUUCACUGAGGGACAAAGAAAGGAUCUUGAAUCGCAGCAAAAAAAUGAGUUUCAUAAAACCUGAGAGUGAGUGCACAGUCAUAACACAUUAUCGACAGCGUUAUUUACUAAAAUAAGAAUUUCCUAGAAUUCAAAGUGGAUUUCAAAUUUAGGGCCAAAAACGCUGAACUGAAAACAAAUUGACCAAUUUGGCAAUUUCAAAUUCACUUUAAAUUUCCGACAGUUUUUACUUUAGUGACUAAUCCUGUAACCCUAGCCGUGGUUUGGACGGUGUGGUAGUGGUGGUGGGAUAUCUAGAGAUAUUUAGUGAUUAACCCUGUAACCCUAGCCGUGGUUUGGACGGUGUGGUAGUGGUGGUGGGAUAGCUAGAGAUAUUUAGUGAUUAACCCUGUAACCCUAGCUGUGGUUUGGACGGUGUGGUAGUGGUGGUGGGAUAGCUAGAGAUAUUUAGUGAUUAACCCUGUAACCCUAGCUAUGGUUUGGACGGUGUGGUAGUGGGAUAGCUAGAGAUAUUUAGUGAUUAACCCUGUAACCCUAGCCGUGGUUUGGAUGUUGUGGUGGUGGGAUAGCUAGAGAUAUUUAGUGAUUAGCCCUGUAACCCUAGCCGUGGUUUGGACGUUGUGGUGGUGGGAUAGCUAGAGAUAUUUAGUGAUUAACCCUGUAAGCCUAGCUGAGGUUUGGACGGUGUGGUAGUGGGAUAGCGAGAGCUAUUUAGUGAUUAACCCUGUAACCCUAGCUGUGGUUUGGACGGUGUGGUAGUGGUGGUGGGAUAGCUAGAGCUAUUUAGUGAUUAACCCUGUAACCCUAGCUAUGGUUUGGACGGUGUGGUAGUGGUGGUGGGAUAGCUAGAGAUAUUUAGUGAUUAACCCUGUAACCCUAGCUGUGGUUUGGACGGUGUGGUAGUGGUGGUGGGGGGAUAGCUAGAGAUAUUUAGUAAUUAACCCUGUAACCCUAGCUGUGGUUUGGAUGGUGUGGUAGUGGGAUAGCUAGAGAUAUUUAGUGACUAACCCUGUAACCCUAGCCGUGGUUUGGACGGUGGGGUGGUGGGAUAGAGAUAUUUAGUAAUUAACCCUGUAACCCUAGUCGUGGUUUGGACGGUGUGGUAGUGGUGGUGGGAUAGCUAGAGAUAUUUAGUGAUUAACCCUGUAACCCUAGCUGUGGUUUGGACGGUGUGGUAGUGGUGGUGGGGGGAUAGCUAGAGAUAUUUAGUAAUUAACCCUGUAACCCUAGCUGUGGUUUGGACGGUGUGGUAGUGGGAUAGCUAGAGAUAUUUAGUGACUAACCCUGUAACCCUAGCCGUGGUUUGGACGGUGUGGUGGUGGGAUAGAGAUAUUUAGUAAUUAACCCUGUAACCCUAGUCGUGGUUUGGACGGUGUGGUAGUGGUGGUGGGAUAGCUAGAGAUAUUUAGUGAUUAGCCCUGUAACCCUAGCCGUGGUUUGGACGUUGUGGUGGUGGGAUAGCUAGAGAUAUUUAGUGAUUAACCCUGUAAGCCUAGCUGAGGUUUGGACGGUGUGGUAGUGGGAUAGCGAGAGCUAUUUAGUGAUUAACCCUGUAACCCUAGCUGUGGUUUGGACGGUGUGGUAGUGGUGGUGGGAUAGCUAGAGCUAUUUAGUGAUUAACCCUGUAACCCUAGCUAUGGUUUGGACGGUGUGGUAGUGGUGGUGGGAUAGCUAGAGAUAUUUAGUGAUUAACCCUGUAACCCUAGCUGUGGUUUGGACGGUGUGGUAGUGGUGGUGGGGGGAUAGCUAGAGAUAUUUAGUAAUUAACCCUGUAACCCUAGCUGUGGUUUGGAUGGUGUGGUAGUGGGAUAGCUAGAGAUAUUUAGUGACUAACCCUGUAACCCUAGCCGUGGUUUGGACGGUGGGGUGGUGGGAUAGAGAUAUUUAGUAAUUAACCCUGUAACCCUAGUCGUGGUUUGGACGGUGUGGUAGUGGUGGUGGGAUAGCUAGAGAUAUUUAGUGAUUAACCCUGUAACCCUAGCUGUGGUUUGGACGGUGUGGUAGUGGUGGUGGGGGGAUAGCUAGAGAUAUUUAGUAAUUAACCCUGUAACCCUAGCAGUGGUUUGGACGGUGUGGUAGUGGGAUAGCUAGAGAUAUUUAGUGACUAACCCUGUAACCCUAGCCGUGGUUUGGACGGUGUGGUGGUGGGAUAGAGAUAUUUAGUAAUUAACCCUGUAACCCUAGUCGUGGUUUGGACGGUGUGGUAGUGGUGGUGGGAUAGCUAGAGAUAUUUAGUGACUAACCCUGUAACCCUAGCCGUGGUUUGGACGGUGUGGUAGUGGUGGUGGGAUAGCUGGAGAUAUUUAGUGACUAGAAAAGAAUAUAAAUUUCAGUAUGUUAAAGAAUGUACAAUAGCCUUGUACUAAUAAAGAUGUGACAGGCCUGGCCGGGAGAAGACAAUCUCCUGUCAUGGUUCCAUUUUGGAAUUUUUAGGGGAGAUGAAGAUUUAGAACAAGAUUGCAAAAAGAAGAAUUGAACAAACUUGUAAAUGUGAAGCAAUUAGCAGAUAAACACUGCAAGGGCAAGCUGUCCAAUUGUUAAUAUUAUUGUUAUAUUACUUUAUUAAUUAUGCACUAGCAAUAUCAAGUUCCUCCUACAGGUUAAAUCCUAGACUCAAUGCACAAGGGUUACUAUCCAACUCAGUGAAUCCAGUGAAGGUCACCCUGUCAUGUUUUUGUGCUUGCCCACUUGGCAGGGAGCUCAGAGCUUAUUAGAAACUCUUAAAGGGACAGUGUAAGCACCAGAUCAACUUAAGCUUAAAGAGACACAAUAGCUCAUUGAAAUGGUCUGGGUGCAUAUUCCCAGGUCCCUUAACCCUGCAAAGGUAAUUACUCCAGUUUUUAAGAAACUGAAAUAACUACCUAUUAGGUAGACAGCCACUAGAGGGACUUUUGGUCACCUGACACUGGCCAUCCUCAUGCUAUGCAUUGUAUAAUGCUUUCCAUUUCUAGCUGAGCCACCUUCAUUUGAUUCAAGUUCAAUUAGGGCAGGAGAUAACUUCUACAGUAAACACACUGUGAUAUAAGAUAUGAUUGAAACAAACUUUUUUUCAUGUGGGUCACAGCCAUUGGAGGUGUGAUUAGGGCUGUAUAAACAAAGUGUUUUGACUCCUAAAUUGCAGAUAAUUGAGCUGUGAGACUAUAGGGGCAUGAUCUAUACACUAAAACUACUUCAUUAAGGUACAGUUGUUUACCCUUUAAAAUUAUAUACAUAGAGUACUGUCAUAUCUUAACCACUGAGGGUCACUAUACAUCCAAUAUGCAACAAGACCAUGCAUUACCAUAUACAGUCACUAGAUGUCAGCAAAGAACCACUGGCUCUAUAAGAGCAGGUUUGAUGGGACCGCAUUUUCCUAGCCAGUAAAACUAGCUAGUAGUCUAUUAGUAGUAGUCUGGCCAAAAAGUUAGUGGCAGCUAUUAAUCAUAUAACAGGUAUUAGUGCCGGUAAUUAAUCACCAAAAAAGGAAUUGUAGUGGUUGGGCAAAGGACUUUAAUAUUCGGGGUACAAAUCAAUUGAUUUUAAAAAUUAACCUCUAAGUGACUAUUUUAGCCCAAACUCUGAACGGAUUGUCAGCUUAUCACAAUGCGCAGUUGAGUGAACAAACCCCACAGAGUAAAUGGCGCUAUUUAAACCUUGUUGCUGUGUUCUCCCUGCCCCAGGCACAGGGCCCCCUCUGCAGCACAGCCUUCUGAGUGCCCCAUUUAUUCUGCACAUGAUCUCCGACUGUCUGCUCCUCUCCUGGCUCCACUUCUACAUUUCAUCCCUCAACCUCCAUCUUCAGAGUAUAACAGAGAAUCACAAGACUGCAGGUAAAACAACAUCAUGGAGACCAUUAAAGGGACACUGUUUAACCAUUUAAUCUAACUGUAGUGAUUAUAGUGCCUGGAGUCCUUUGGCGCUGUCCUUCCAUUAAGUGUUAAACAAUCUUAUCACAUUGAAGUGGUUAUAGUACUUGGGAGUCCUCUGGCGCUGUCCCUCCAUUCAGUGUUAAACCAUUUUAUCACAUUGAAGUGGUUGUAGUACCUGAAGUUUUCUGGCGCUGUCCCUCCAUUCAGUGUUAAACCAUUUCAUCACAUUGAAGUGGUUAUAGUACCUGGAGUCCUCUGGCGCUGUCCCUCCAUUCAGUGUUAAACCAUUUCAUCACAUUGAAGUGGUUAUAGGACAUAAAGUCACCUGGCAGUGCCCCUGCAUUCAGUGUUCAACCAUUGUGGAGCAGUUUAACACUAAAUAAGGUUCCCUGGCUUCCCAGAGCUCCGCCCCCACUGGAGGUGUGGUUAAGACCAAGAUUACACACUUCCUUCAGCCAUAUCAUAUUAUGCCAGCAAUGGGCACUGUGAUAGGCUGAAUGCAGUCAGCUGACAGUCUCAGCCAAUCACAGCCGCCCCUUGCAGCUCAGGAUAAUGCUUCCUUAUUAGCCCAGGUAAAACAGAGAGGAUGUUUAGUAUUAAAUCAUUAAAAACAGAAUAAAACUGAAAGGGAGGACAGUGCCAGGGGACCCCAGACACUAAAACCACUUCAAUGAGAGGCAGCCAUUAGAGAGCCUCUAGUAUUCCUUUAAUCCGUCCAUACAUCACUUUAUUAAUCAUUUCUUUACCCUUUAGAUUUUUACUCGUCGCUUUUUGGAGCAUUGCAAAUGCUAGGCCUCUUUACAGCCCCACUCAUUUCAUGGCUUCUACAAACAGCCAGAAACUCCCAGACAGGCAGCGAGACCUCCAGAACAAGGUCAGUCAAAAAUAUUACAAAUAAUCCGACGUUAGAAAAAGUCACUGUGUGAGCCUGUCCUGAUAUGUUCUCACGCAGCCAGCACUGGGGGAGCCUGUCCUGAUAUGUUCUCACGCAGCCAGCACUGGGGGAGCCUGUCCUGAUAUGUUCUUUCUCUGCAUUAGGUGCAAGUCUCAGAGCUCGAUUGAGAGGCUAGUUGUAGUGUACACUCUCAGGAUUCUCGCUGUUAUUGGGUUUGGAGUGAGCUGUCUCGUCCCCUCCCUGGGGCUGCAGGUAUUAGACGAGGGAUCUCAUUGUCUCAGAGCUUUCAAUGUCUAUCCCUGGCAGUGAGUAGAACUCAUUGUCUGACAAUAUCUAACACUGAUUAGCACUCAGUAUCUGUAUAUAUCCCCAUGGCAGUUAGUAGCACUCAGUAUGUCUCCAUAGAUAUCCUCAUUGCAGUAAGCAGCACUCAGUAUGUCUCCAUAGAUAUCCUCAUGGCAGUGAGUAGCACUCAGUAUGUCUCCAUAGAUAUCCUCAUGGCAGUGAGUAGCACUCAGUAUGUCUCCAUAGAUAUCCUUGUGGCAGUGAGUAGCACUCAGUAUGUCUCCAUAGAUAUCCUUGUGGCAGUGAGUAGCACUCAGUAUCGGCCUCUGUAUUUAUCCCCAUGGCAGUGAGUAGCACUCAGUAUGUCUCCGUAGAUAUCCCCGUGGCAGUGAGUAGCACUCAGUAUGUCUCCGUAGAUAUCCCCGUGGCAGUAAGUAGCACUCUGUGUCAAAGCGUUUUCCCUGCUGCCAUUUCUGUUCUGUCUCUUUCAGGUUUUAGGGUUUGUGCUACACGUGUUGGUUAGAAGUUCCAUGUUCCUUGUCACGUUCUCGCUGUUUAACACGUGGUGAGUACUGACAACGUGUGAUUUCUCAGCACUGCCCGCUCAUCAAAUACAAUGCUACCAAUUCCAUAUUUCAGGUUUCCGGAGCGGCACUACGGGGCACUGCUUGGAAUUUACAUAUUUCUGUCAUCGCUCCUCACCCUCUCCCAGCAUCCUCUGUUCCUGCUGCUCACCGGCCCUUUAAACAGAGACCCCUACUGGGUGAGUAAAUGUUCACGUGGGUGUGUAACUAUAUGCUGUCUUCAUGAAUUUGGUAGCUUUACAGGCUUUUCUUUAGCCACGCUUUCCAGCACCUUCUCCAGUGUCUGUUCUCCUGCUCAUUACAUCCCUAGCAGAGGUCCAACUACUGUCAUCCUUGCAGGUCUCUUACAAACCCACUCUGAAUCUCGUCUCACAGUCCUGGCUCUCCUUAAGUACUCCUAAUAAUCUCACUCUCUUCCAGAUCCACAGCGCAUUCUUCGCCAGUUCCCUGAGUGCCAUCUCUGUCCCUCUCACUUUGUGCAUCAAAAAGCGGAUGCUCUCUCACACUCCACUGCCAUCUAGAGGAUGAAUCUGUACAAACGGGAUAAACAGGGCAAUCACUCUGCUCCACCUUUAUUAUCCCUUUUACUGCUACAGACCACAUGAACACACAAAGCUCAUUGUUAUAGUUUUAUUUCCAUAAAUGUCACAUUAUACCCUAAAAAAAAAAAAAAAAAUUUACUAACUGCGUCUGCCCCUCUCAGGUAUGAUAAGAACCCACUCCCUACCCCAAGUAAUUCUGCUCCUGGUCCGCUUCGCAACAUAAUGCUUCCUUACCUCUCUCUUGGACCCUGAAAAUGGCAUUUGAAGUGUGACUGCAGAGCAACACACCGACCUGGCCAUCCCCUCCUCUGCUGGGUAAUUCUACUAACGAUAGCAACAAUUACCAAUCCUCCUCUGGAAAAUAUCAUUCAUCCUUAAAGGAGACAUUAAACCAUUAAAACCAGCCCCAACUUGUAAUAUUUUCAAUCAGAGCACUAAACCAGGAAACUCGUUGCCUGUUCUGCUGUCUCGACUGCGCACUCAGGGCCUCAGUAAUUGUAAGAGCAGGACGGAAGCAGGCGGGUGCACUCUGUAUAUGAAUACAUUAAUACAUGUACAGUUUACAUGUACAAAUGGAGAAGCAACAAAUGUCAGUAACUGUUCUGAAGUAUCCAUUUAUAUAUUUGCAUUGGCCAAUGUGCAGAUUUUGACAACAUACAUCCCACCCAGAGUCCAAAACGUCCACAUUCCCAGCACGAGGACAAAGGGGUAAAGUGACAGAAAGAGGAUUCCUCGGUCCAUGACGGAGACAUGCUGCCUGUUCCAAGACACGCGCACACAUGGUCAUUUUUACCCCACGCCCUUCAUCCCUCCUCCUUUACUGGUGAGACGGUAAUGAAGGUCUGGCAGGGACUACUUGAAGGAUGGAUGGCUCUGGAGGUCUGUUGCAGGUAAACGCAUAAGAAUGGAUGGUGGGUAACAGAAGCCAGGACGUCAAAAGAAAAACGGAAUAUAAAGUCGGAGAUUGAGGAUCUGUGGUGGGUCCCUCAAUGUCACAAGUUCUUCGUAGAACACACGCAGGAAAAAUCCAGCACAAGAGAGGAAGGAAGAUUGGACAGGCUGGAGCCUGAGGGGAAUCUGCAAGGAAAGGG